This is a messenger RNA of Salvelinus namaycush (lake trout), 1725 nucleotides long. Its product is annotated as probable E3 ubiquitin-protein ligase TRIML1. Lineage: Eukaryota; Metazoa; Chordata; Actinopteri; Salmoniformes; Salmonidae. The record is from RefSeq and is a predicted model, not a curated record. The transcript has 8 exons. Gene Ontology annotation, molecular function: zinc ion binding; protein binding. The coding region runs from base 1 to 1725 and encodes 574 amino acids.
AUGGCUUCCCUCAUGUCCGAGGAGCAGUUCUGGUGCUGUAUCUGCCUGGACAUCUUCACCAACCCCGUGUCCAUCCCGUGUGGUCACAACUUCUGCCUGACCUGCAUCAAAGGCUACUGGGACACCCGUGAGCGCUUCGAGUGUCCCCUCUGCAAGGAGAGCUUCCGCCGUCGGCCAGAGCUACGCAUCAAUCGCGCGUUUAAGGACAUCACUGAGCACUUCCAGAGGUCCCUAAAGGAAGGCGAUUAUCAAGACAUAGGAGUAUUAGCGUCACAGUGUUCACCAGGGCUCGGUCCUGAGCCCGAUGCAGUUUCCUGCGAUGUCUGUCCUGGGACGAAGCAGAGAGCUGUUAAGUCCUGUCUGGUGUGUCAGGGGUCGUACUGCGAGAACCACCUGGGGCCUCACCAGAGAGAGCCGGCCCUCCAGAGGCACAGGUUGACGGACCCAGCAACCUUCGCCACGAGAGGCCUGUGCCGGAAGCACGAGAGGCCCCUUGAGCUGUUCUGCAGGAUCGACCAGAUACCGGUGUGUGUGAGAUGCAAUGAGACUGACCACAAGGGCCACAGCACUAUCCCUAUGGAGAGAGAGAGCAAGAAGAUGAGAACUCAGAUGAAGAAGACUGAAGGAGAUCUGUUGAAGAUGGUUCAGGACAGACUGAGGAAGAUGGAUGAGAUCAAACACUCAGUGGAGCUCAGCAGAAUAAGUGCUGAAAAAGAGAUUGAGGGCAGUGUACUAGUCUUUAGCAAACUGGUGUGCUCCAUCGAGAGAAGCCAGGCUGAGCUCAUGAAGGUGAUUGAGGAGAAGCAGAAAGCAGCAGAGAGGCGUGCUGAAGGGCUCAUCAAUGAGCUGGAGCGGGAAAUCAUUGAACUACAGAGAAGAAGCACUGAGCUGGAGCAGCUCUCACACACAGAGGACCAUCUCCACUUCCUACAGGACUGGUCUGAGAUCAGUGUAUACUCUGAUCUAUGUGUGGACACUGUGAGGGCUGCUAUGUCUCAGCUUGUGGACACCUGCAGAGACUUCGAAAAGAUAUUAUGUGAAGCGGAGCUGAGGAGAACCCAGCAAUAUGCAGUGGACGUCACUCUGGAUCCAGUCACAGCCGCCUCGUGGCUCGUCCUGUCCUCCGAUGGGAAGCAGGUGAGUCUGGGAUACCAGCAGAACCACUCCCUUCCUGCUGACCCUCGGAGGUUUGACUCCUGCGUCUGUGUGCUGGGACAGCAAGGCUUUGCCACCGGGAGGCGCUACUGGGUUGUCCAGGUGGGCGACAAGACAGACUGGGAUGUGGGCGUGGCGAAAGAGUCUGUCAACAGGAAGGGGAGUGUCACAGUGAGGCCGGACCAAGGCUACUGGGCUGUGUGCCGGAGGAAAGGCAGCCAUCUUAGCGCGUGCGCCGGGCCAUCUGUCCCCCUUCACCUGAGAAAGAAGCCGCGGAAGGUUGGAGUGUUUGUGGAUUUCGAGGAGGGAUUGGUCUCCUUUUACAACAUGGAGGCGAAGGCUCAUAUUUAUAGUUACAGGGGAUGCUGCUUCACUGAGACACUGUAUCCGUAUUUUAACCCCUGUCUCCAUGACGAUGGGAAGAACACUGCCCCAUUGGUUAUCUGUUCUGUGGAAGGGGAGGCGGGGCCUAUACAGGAAGUUGUGAGGUCUAAGGUCCCGUCCGCAGCCCUGGCGUUGGCUGGGAGGAGCCGUCAAUCAUCUGUUGGCUCUGUUUCGCAACACUUCUGA